This is a messenger RNA of Scleropages formosus (Asian bonytongue), 6847 nucleotides long. Its product is annotated as bromodomain and WD repeat-containing protein 3-like. The transcript has 40 exons. The record is from RefSeq and is a predicted model, not a curated record. Gene Ontology annotation, biological process: regulation of transcription by RNA polymerase II; cytoskeleton organization; regulation of cell shape. NCBI's taxonomy places the organism in Eukaryota, Metazoa, Chordata, Actinopteri, Osteoglossiformes, Osteoglossidae. Bases 117 to 5330 code for a protein of 1737 amino acids. Gene Ontology annotation, molecular function: protein binding. Gene Ontology annotation, cellular component: nucleus.
GCCUUAGAAGGGAAAAGGCCGAGGAUCGGGAGAACAGUUACAUGCGCUAUUCUGCAAAUCACGGCUGGAUGUGUAAAUACAAACAAUUAAACAUUUAAAAGCAUCGCUUGAGUUUUAUGAUGGAACGAAGUCAAUGCUCCCAAAUCGAAACUGAAUUAUAUUACCUCAUCGCAAGAUUUUUGCAGUCGGGACCGUGCAAAAAAUCGGCUCAGGUAUAUUUAAACGAUCAGAGGAAAAAUAACUCUAUUGUUCACACAGUGCUUGUGGAGGAACUGGAGGAGUAUGAGUUGAUUCCUAAAAGAUGGAGUUGGGACGGGAAACAGCACAGACAAAACUUCGCGGACUGGGUGCUGUUGAACCAGCACAUCCCGUCAGACUACCUGCUGCGCGUGUGUCAGCGAAUAGGACCCCUUCUGGACAGCGUGGCCCUCCCCAGUGUGCCUGGAGUUCACACCCUGCUUGGGCUCGGACGCCAAUCCCUUCUGCGUACUGCCAGGGGCUGUGUUCACAAUGCGUGGAGCAGUUCUGCUUUUGCUGCCCUUCAUCGGGGAAGACCCCCAGAACCACCGGUGCAGCAGAAGAACCUGCCCAGUAUUGUUCACAUCCUGGGUGCCCGGCAGCUCACGGGCAGUGCCCGUUUCUGCAGCACUGUGCCUUCUUCCACUUACCAGCAUAUGAAGAUGCACAAGCGCAUCCUGGGCCACCUGUCCUCUGUUUACUGCGUGGCCUUCGAUCGCACUGGCAGGCGCAUCUUCACGGGUUCUGAUGACUGCCUCGUGAAGAUCUGGGCCACAGAUGAUGGCCGGCUUCUUGCCACUCUGCGGGGCCAUGCGGCUGAGAUCUCCGACAUGGCUGUCAGUUACGACAACAUGCUGCUCGCCUCAGCUAGCUGUGACCGGGUCAUUCGCGUGUGGUGUCUGCGGACGUGUGCACCCAUCACUGUGCUGCAGGGCCACAGCACCUCCAUCACCUCCAUACAGUUCUCCCCAUCAGGCAGAGGAGUGAUGCGGUACCUUGCCUCCACGGGGGCAGAUGGAGCUGUGUGUUUCUGGCAGUGGGAUUCCCUCACCAUGAAAUUCAAUGAACGUCCAGUGAAAUUCACAGAGAGAGCCCGACCUGGUAUGCAGAUUUCCUGUUCAUCCUUCAGCAGUGGUGGGAUGUUUCUGGCCACAGGAAGCACAGAUCAUGUGGUCAGAGUGUACUACUUGGGUUCUGAGGUUCCAGUUAAGCUUUCACAGCUGGAGGGCCAUACGGACAAAGUUGUGGCUGUCCAGUUCUGCAACACCAGUGACAGCCUGAGGUUUGUGAGUGGCAGUCGGGAUGGCACUGCCCGUGUGUGGCACUAUCAGCAACACAAAUGGAGCAGCAUCACCUUGGACAUGGCAGCUCGGUUGCCUGGGAGCAGUGCUGUGUCCAGGGAGGAUAAGAUGACCAAAUUGGUGGUCACUAUGGUGGUCUGGGACCGUCGGGAUGGCAUGGUCAUCACAGCAAUCUCCAACUACCUCCUUAAAGUGUGGUGCUCUGUGUCUGGUCAGCUGCGCCACAUUCUGUCUGGUCAUGAUGAUGAAGUGUUUGUCCUGGAGGCUCAUCCCUUUGACUCACGCAUCAUGCUCUCAGCCGGCCAUGAUGGCAACAUCUAUGUCUGGGACUUGUCCACGGGUGCCAAAAUCAGGAACUUCUUCAACAUGAUUGAGGGCCAAGGUCAUGGUGCUGUAUUCGACUGCAAGUUUUCCCCAGAUGGACAGAAUUUUGCCUGUACUGACUCCCAUGGUCAUCUUCUCAUCUUUGGCUAUGGGUGCCGCAGGGCUUAUGAAAAGAUCCCCGACCAGAUGUUCUUUCAUACGGAUUUCAGACCGCUGAUCCAUGACUCCAACAACUAUGUCCUGGAUGAGCAAACUCAGCAGGCUCCCCACCUCAUGCCACCUCCUUUCCUAGUAGAUGUUGAUGGGAACCCUUAUCCCUCCUCCUAUCAACGUUUGGUCCCAGGCAGGGAGAACUGCAAGGAAGAGCAGCUGGUACCACAGCUGGGCUAUCUGGCCAAUGCUGAAGGUGAGGUGAUGGAGCAGGUGAUUGGGCAGCGUACAACUGGCGAGGAACCAGAAGUGAGCCCCUUGGAUGACCUCAUCAGAGGCCUCCAACAGCAUCUAGACAGUAACCUGCAUUCUGGAGUUGAGUCUGGGGUGCAGUUUGCAGGUGUGGGGCUUGGCUCACAUCUCAACAUGGGGCUGCGACGGAGUGGACAAGUGGAGGGAGUGCGGCAGAUGCAUCACAAUGCUCCCCUCAGCCAGAUGGCUACCAAGAGGGACCUGCUGGCUUGGAGCCGCAGAGUGAUUGUAGGAGAGAUCCCCCCUGCAGUGUGCAGGGUGAUGGAGGAGUGCAGGCUGGCCAAGGCUGAGGCUGAGUGUGCCCUCUAUAGUGCAGGAAAUAGGAAGAAGCCCCCACCUACUUUUUCAAAGGGCGAGCAGCAGGGUCUUGGAGUUCGCUGGCUGAGGCAGACCCAGCGCAAGCAGCAGCGCCAUACCUACCAGACACGCUCUGCCAUCGAACGCCACACACGGGAGAGGCAGAUGAGCCUGGACAGUGAGGUUGAGGUACCAAAUCAGCAGAAGACAGAGAGGUCCUCCAGUGAGCCUUCCUCCGACUGGCAAAGGGACAGCAGUUCCAGUGAUUCCUCCAGUGAGUACUCGGACUGGACAGCAGACAUAGGCAUCAACCUACAGCCCCCGAGGCGGUCAGUCAUAGCGCUGAUACAAAACCUGGGCAGCAGUUCUUCUGAGGAAGACGAAGGCUCCAGAAGGGAGACAGGGAAACGGAAGUCAGAGAAGAAAAGAAACAGUAAACAAGCUCGACAGGUUAGUCAUAGACCCAAACUGCUGCCAUCUCUUCAUGGGAGAGACAUGGAGGAGUGGCGGCCCCCACCUUGGAUCAUGGACACCACGCCUCGGCGCUCACCCUUUGUCCCCCAGAUGGGGGAUGAGCUCAUCUACUUCCAGCAGGGCCACCAAGCCUACGUGAAGGCAGUGCGCAGGGUCCGCGCCUAUAACAUUAAUCUGCGGAAGCAGCCCUGGAACAAGAUGGACCUCAGGGACCAGGAGUGCGUGAAGGUGGUGGGCAUCAAAUACGAGGUGGGCCCGCCCACCCUCUGCUGCCUCAAGCUGGCCUUCCUUGACCCCAUCACAGGCAAGAUGACCGGGGAAUCCUUCUCCCUCAAGUAUCACGACAUGCCUGAUGUCAUCGACUUCCUGGUGCUGCAGCAGUUCUAUUGUGAAGCCAAGGAGCGCAACUGGCAGCCAGGGUUGCGCUUCCGCAGCAUCAUAGACGAUGCCUGGUGGUUUGGCUCUGUAGAGGACCAGCAGCCCUUCCAGCCUGAAUAUCCUGACAGCCUGUUUCAGUGCUACUCAGUGCGGUGGGAUACUGGCGAGAAGGAGCGUGUCAGUCCCUGGGACAUGGAGCCUAUUCCAGAUGGAGCCUCUUUGCCAGUGGAGACAGGCCACAGCGUCCCAGUGAGGGGGGAGGAGCUGAAGGCACUGCUGUACUGCCCCAAGCAGGGUGAAUGGGGUGCUCUGACACAGGACAAGGACAGUGAUCGGGUGAUCAAGGGUAUCAACGACCUGCUCACGCUUGACAUUGCAAAAGCAUUCGUCUCUCCAGUGGACUUGAACUCUUCCCCCGAGUACUAUACUGUGGUGGCCUACCCCACUGACCUUAACACCAUCCGCCAGAGGCUUGAGAACCGUUUCUACAGGCGGAUUUCUGCUCUCAUGUGGGAGGUGCGCUACAUUGAGCACAACGCUCGCACCUUCCAUGAGCCACAGAGUCCAGUUAUUGCUGCAGCCAAAACGGUGACAGAUGUCCUACUACGCUUUAUUGGGGACCAAAUGUGCAUGGACAUCCUGAAACUGUACCAUAAGAUGAAGGUGGAGAUGGGCAGGGGAGUGGAAGAGGAGGAGAGGGUGGACAUGGGUUCGGAUACCCCUGGGACAUCUACAGGGCAGCAGGUGAAGGACAAAAAGACAGAUGUGGAGGAGUGGCAGGACCAAUGCCGACAGCUCCUGGACCACAUCCUGGAGAGAGAGGACUCUGUGCCUUUCCGUCAACCCAUCAAUCCCUCUGCCUCUCCGGGUUACAGAGACAUCAUUAACAUGCCAAUGGAUCUGGGCACCAUCUCUGAGGUUCUCAGCAGUGGGGGUUACAGCGAUCCCCUGGAGUUUUCCAGAGAUAUACGGCUGGUCAUCAAUAACUCCAACACCUUCCACCCCCAUAACAACUCCCAGAUCCAUGGUAUGACCCAAAGCCUCUCGGCCAUGUUUGAAGCCCAGAUCCUGCCUAUCCUCUCUAGCUAUGAGUCGGCAGUGCAGAGACAAAGACUGUGCCAAGGGCCACGACCACGCAAGCGGCUGCACAGUGGUAGCAGCUCCACAUCUGCCAGCCUACCCUCCAGUCCUAAAGGGAAACGGAAAUCAGGAAAAAUGUGUAUAAAAUCUGCAUUGAAUCACAGCUGCACUUUUGUAAAGAGCAUGGCCUUUCGAGCGGCAGAAGCAAAUGGCUCAGUAAUAAAUGAUGUGGAUGGGGACAGCCAGCCUUCCACUUCAAGUUCUUUGACAGGGGCCCAACAGGAGGACCCUGGAGUUAACCGAGUGACGCGCAGUCGAGCUACAUCCACAAAGCUCACAGUUGAGGUGAGUGACAGGGGUCUGAACAAUGGGAGCUGCCAGAUCCUGAAUGCUUCCAGUUGGAGACACAUGGGAUUGAGUCCAGAAGAUGAUGGUUCAGCAUCAAAAGAGAGCAGCCUAAGGAGGUCAAAGAGCUCCAGAAAUGCUUCUCCAUCUUCCUCCUCCUGCUCUUCCUCAUUAUCAUCUACUGGGUCUUCAGACAAUGGGAGCAACUCGGAAUGUGAGUUUCACCCUGUGAAACUGGUCAAAGGCAGCAGACAUGACAACACUAAAGUUCUACAGCAUAAAGCUUGGGGAAGGCCAGUCAAGAUUAAAGAAGAGAGGGGAUGCCAUUGUCAUGUGCUCAAGGGAAAGCGGGCCAGGCAACAACCAGAGGAAGAGGAAGAAACAGUGGAGACUGAUCAGGAGGAAGAGAGCCAAGACCAGAAACCAGCUAAGGAGAAGGAGAAAGGCAGCCAGAAACUGAUCCAGCAGGUUCCCUCCCGAAUCAACACCCGAAAUCAAGGUCGGCGAACAGUGCUGUACAAUGAUGACUCAGAGGAUGACAGUCCAUUACCCACUGUGGACCCCCUCAACCUUGGUAUUUCUCGCUCAGGCCGGGUGCGCCGCAUGACCGAGAAAGCUCGAGUCAGCCACCUCAUAGGUUGGAGCCACUGAAGACUGGCUUCCUGCUUUCUCCUGCCUCAGACCCAUGUGAUUUGAUGCUGCAUUCUGCAACAAACAUCAGGGUAUCUUUUCCUAGACAUUGUGUAGGAGAAUCAGUCAUACAGAGGAUCAAAAGUUUACAACAUCCCAGUGUGUAGGUAACUCCUCCCAGGCCCUUGGUAGUACUGGUUUCUCAGUACCAGGUUAGCUUUACUGUACUCUAAGGCCUUAACAACAUCAGGUUCCCUUCAGCCUCUCCCUCACUCUCAGGUCCUUCUUCAACCACUGUUUUUAAGCAAGGAUCAGAAAUAACAACUCUUGUUUCUUUCUUUUUUACAUGUACAUGGCUUCCCUCAUUGUUUACACACAAAAUUCUCUGGGUCAGUUAUGUCAGUGGGUGACUUUAACGGAACUUCAGAUGUGUUUCCUUACUGUUACACUCCUUCUCCACCACAGCAGCUGGUGUACACUCAGUGAGGGUCAACCUGGUGCUUUUCAGACCUUCAUACAAUCAUGAGCCCCAGGAUCGAAAACCAUAUUCAUAAAGCAGACCUUCCUCAGCGAUCUUCAGUGCGGCUGAAUGGUUUUAUAAUUGUCUGUCUUAUAAACUGCACAUGUUGGCUGAACUGAAGUAUGGAUUUAUGAUAAAAAAGACAUGCUGGAAAUUAGUAUUUCAAGCUAUGGAUUGAUUUAAGUGUACAACAGUGCUGAUGUCAUGUAUUGUUUCCCAUUCAUGACUUAAUACCGUUCGCCUUGGUCCAUAAUGUUAAACACUGCUUAGUUUUGAAUGCAUGUUAAAGUGAGUUAGUUUUUUGUUUGAGCCCACAAAGUUUACACUUUUUACAACGAAGUAUUUGUAUUUUUACAUUAUUAUACACCUUGGCCAAAAACUACUCUAACAGUGAGAUGGAUAUUUGCACAAUCCUGUCUGAUUUAGGUGCAAAGUGAACAACCAAGACACAAUGGCUACGCUUAAAGUUUGGAGCAGCUGUUUUCUGACACAUGAUUCCAUGGAGACAUUCGUCAAGAGGAACUCUUGGAACCAAAAUAUCCUGGAGCUAUUUUAACAACAACGCAGCUUAAUUUCAGCAGAGGCAAUCUGUCUUGACUAAUGGUGCUAAGUGUCAAACCUUUGCAGAAUAUUGGUUACAGGUUUGUGUGUUUGUUGUGCUACUUGUUUUAAAGGUGUCUAUAGCACUAGAUAUUAUUAACUUAAUCAUGCAGGGAUCCUCUCAGUUAAGAAUCUUAAACACAGAGAUCCAGCUACCUCUUUCCAGAUCCCACAGAGUGUGGUGUUAAGAGAAGGGAUUGGGUUGUCUUUCCCUUAGCCAUGUAUCACAGUUCUACUUAUUAAAGGGUUCAGUGUCUGUUUUUUCAAUAUUUAACUCAACGGUCACUAGUGAUGCAGACCUCUCGCCAAGUCCCUUUUCUUAGUCUGUCUUCCUGGAUCAUUGGGUUUGGUCAAUGUUAGCUGUUGUAGUCCUUUUCAUUUGAUUACAAAGUGUAACAUUUAAAAAACUCUUCCUCAA